Trichoderma citrinoviride is the source of this 1350-nucleotide messenger RNA. RefSeq lists its product as hypothetical. NCBI's taxonomy places the organism in Eukaryota, Fungi, Ascomycota, Sordariomycetes, Hypocreales, Hypocreaceae. Bases 1 to 1350 code for a protein of 449 amino acids. The transcript has 3 exons. The record is from RefSeq and is a predicted model, not a curated record.
AUGGUUGGCGCGGCGCAGUAUUUGGACGAUGAGAUCGACUGGGUUCUCUCCGCCGUCGUCGGGAAGAAGAAACAGUCGUACAUCCAGACGCACUUUCAUGAAAGGUUUGGCCGCCACUUGAACCAUAACCAGAUUCGAUAUAUCAAGAACAAGUAUGGCAAAGACCCAAGGUUCAAGACGGCCGUAUCGCCCAAGCCUGGUGGCUCAGAGGAGCAGAAGGACGAAGGUGAGCAAGCCGACAAGGACGAGCUCAAUCUCAGAGACUCCAGCAAAGCUUGGCCAUCGUCAACAAGUAAGGUAGGACAACGGAGAAGCGAGCUAAGAGACGAAGCGACGACGACCACUCGCACAACACGCAUGAAGCGCAAGAAGAGCGCCGACGACUCGAGCCAUCUUCGCGAAAGAUUGAUCAAGAAAAUCGCCGGACCGCAGCGAGCAGACCUUCACCCCGAACAGCCUGCCGCCCCAGAGCCUGCUGUCCCAAGGGCCGCCGCCCAAGUCAACAAGCCGCUGCAGCAGUGGAAAAGCAGCACGGCGGCGGCAGGCCUCCAGUCUACUUCCGCGUUGCGCAUCCGCUCGGCCUCUCCGCUGGCAAUGUCCCUGGCGGACAACUACUUCGAUGCUCUGCAGACCGGUGGACACGGCGACCUCCUGCCCUCACCACAACAGCAGCAGCAACAACAACAACAGCAAAACACCCUGCAGUUCCUCCACACAAACGACAUCUUGACGGCUUCUCCUGUGCCACGGAGCGUCUGGGCAGCAGCCGGGAAGCAAGUGACUUUCCCGAGCGGCGGCAACGCGGUUCCCGAGGCAUACAUGUCCAUCUAUCCUCCUGCUACGACGACGACGAUGGAGGAGCUCUAUCAUCGUCCUGACGGGCAGACCGCCAGCGUCAUGUCCCAGAUACCCGUAACCACGCAGUAUCAACAGCUUCAGAUGCCGCCGCCAAGUCAGACGGCCAUGCCCUUUUCCGCUCCGCACUUCUCGCCUGCUCUGCCGGACCUCGCUCCAUCCCCCUUUCAGCACUACCGGGAACAACAACUCCAGCAUCCACAUCAGAUGGUAGUAACCCAGAACGAGCGGCAUCAACAGUAUCACAUCAACGUCUCCAGCGCCGCCGCCCAACCGUACCCUCACCUCCUCCCCAUCUCCGAGACAGAAGCGUCCCCGAAUCUGGACAACAACAUCAACAACAACAGCCUCUCCGCCAUUAUCCCAUAUCAACCCAUGCCGACGACCUUCCAGGAUCUGCCCGCCAACUCGCCAUCAUCCCAACACAUCACCACCACCAACCUUCCCAUCCUGACGGCCCCUGGAGGAGGAGGCGUCACCGCCGAGCACCACUAG